UCAAUGUCACCACAGAAUGAUGUCGCUAAUGGCGUGGUAGCAGCCGCGUUAGGUGGUCAAUAGUUAUAUCUGUACUAAAAAAAAAAAAAAAGAAAAAGCUCGCCGACCUCAGAGCCACAAUGUUCUUGGAAUUGAACACGUUCCUCGACUUCGACAACAAGGCGUUGCCGAGGCGAUUCGUCGUCAUCUCGAGCGACGACACGGUGGAGCACACGUUCGUGCUCAACCACAUGCUUAUGCUGUACCUGAAGACCGGCCGCAGGGUGUUCCAGCUGAAUUUCGUCCACGACGACGCGUUCUUCGCCAGCGUGUGUCAGAAGUUGGGCAUCAACCUGAAGACGUACGCCGCCAGGAAUGCCUUCCGCAGCUUCAGCUGUCUCAAGCUCCUGAAGGAACUCGUCAAAGGUUCCUUCUCGGACAGCUCGCAUCCGUUCGCCUUCCUCACUGCGCCGGCAUCCCAGCACGGCGACGACAGACUGUCCGUUCUGCGGUCCCGGAUAUUGGAAGAGCUGCGCAGCUUCGUGGUCUGUGACGAGGUGGCGACGACAGGAGGCGAAGUGCUCGUCUUGGUGGACGACGCCUCGAGCUUGCUGAACUUUGGCCUCGGUUGCCGCGAGAUUUCGGGUUUGGUUCACUCGCUCAGGCUGGAACCUCUUGUUCGAGAACGCGGCACGGUUGUCGCGGGCAUGAAGUCCUGCGCCCGCGAGGACGACGCCGACUGUCACCGGCUCUGCACUUACCUCUCUCACCUGGCCGAUGCCACGAUCGACGUGCGGGGUCUCUCCACGGGACACAGCAGAGACAUCACGGGACAGAUUUCGGUGACAAGAACAAGCUACACACAGCUGCCAACAACCAAGCAGAUGCACUUCAGAAUCGAAGAUCGAGGUGUCAAGCUGUUUCCCGUUGGCCUCAACAGGUUGCCAUUGCACAUCUAGAAAUAACUGCUCACACAGCCAGACACGUGGGACCAACAAUAUUUAUUGAUAAUAUUACUGCAGAAUAAAUACAUAAAAUGUAGUAACAAAAUGGAACUACUCUGCACUGCAGGAGCUAAAUAAAUGAAAAUGCACACAAACACACGACAGAAAUCGUGCCAUAAAGCACAAGCUGGAAUGUUGCUUGGUGCAGGCAGGUACAAAACAUAUUACAACUAAGACUGGGACAACAACAGCUACAGUAAUCUGUUUAAAAAAUCUUACCAAGCAUACAACUUAACAAUGUUAACAUUCAGAGUAUCGUAAAACACAGGUUUCACAAAACGAACACUUCGUAAGCCCAGGAAUGGCAAAAAAGAAUAGCAUGGAAUCCACCAAAGCAGUCCCGGUCAUUGAGAAAAGUACACACAUUGGUGCAACCGACAGCUGCCAUUUAUUGCAAGAUCUACAUAUUAGACAUAUGGCAUUCAUCACAUGUUCUGUGUGCCUUUCAAAUUGCAGCACACCAAUUCGCAUUACAAUAAAUAACAACAGUUAG
Molecule: messenger RNA, 1476 nt
Organism: Rhipicephalus microplus (southern cattle tick)
Lineage: Eukaryota; Metazoa; Arthropoda; Arachnida; Ixodida; Ixodidae
Gene: Elp6
Product: Elongator complex protein 6
Biological process (GO): tRNA wobble uridine modification
Cellular component (GO): elongator holoenzyme complex
Source: RefSeq, a predicted model, not a curated record